This is a messenger RNA of Linum tenue, 255 nucleotides long. The record is from the annotation of a GenBank genome assembly. Lineage: Eukaryota; Viridiplantae; Streptophyta; Magnoliopsida; Malpighiales; Linaceae.
AUGCAUUCAGUGCACUCGCCCAAUUCGUUCGACAACAACUACUUCAGGAAUCUUGUGCAGAGGGAGGGACUUCUGGAGACGGAUCAAGUACUCUUCAGCGGUGGCUCCACGGACAGCAUUGUGACGGAGUAUAGCAGGAGUCCCUCGAGGUUCAGUGCCGAUUUCACGACAGCGAGGAUCAAGGUGGGCGACAUUCAGCCUCUCACUGGGUCUGCUGGACAGAUUAGGAGGAUUUGCGGCGCUGUCAACAACUGA